AUGCAUUUCACGAUGCUCAUUUCCUUGUUCCUCGUCGCGCCGGCCAUCAGCCACCUCGCACCGCGCGACAACAGCACCGGCAUCGUCGGCUCCAUCUCCGCCAUCUCGGGCCAGCUCGCCGCCAUGAACGCAACCCUCGACCGGAUUCGCGGCCCCGACGACGCGCAGGCCGCCGUCGACUUCCAGAACCAGGCCACGCAGCUGCGCGCCGACCUCACCGCCGCGACGGACUCGGUGCGGGGCUCGGCCGCGCUCGACGACGACGCGUCGGCGAGCGUGGCCUACGCGGUCGUCGGCAUCACCGACGUCACGUACGCGGUGCUCGGCAAGGUCGUGGCCAAGCACGACGUCUUCGACGGGCUCGGCGGGGGCGGCGCCAUCACCGGCCUGGUGCGCGAGGAGCUGCAGGAGCUGCAGAACUCCACGCUGGGGUUCGGUGAGGCGUUGACGGACAAGUUCGUCACACAGGUCCGGAACGUCGCGCCGCUUCUGCUCUCGUCGUUGGAGUUUCACUUUUAUGAGACCAUCCAGGCCUACGCAUAG
This is a messenger RNA of Cordyceps fumosorosea ARSEF 2679, 543 nucleotides long. Its product is annotated as Cell wall galactomannoprotein. The transcript has a single exon. Gene Ontology annotation, cellular component: extracellular region. The record is from RefSeq and is a predicted model, not a curated record. Bases 1 to 543 code for a protein of 180 amino acids. Lineage: Eukaryota; Fungi; Ascomycota; Sordariomycetes; Hypocreales; Cordycipitaceae.